Ricinus communis (castor bean) is the source of this 893-nucleotide messenger RNA. Its product is annotated as germin-like protein subfamily 3 member 2. Lineage: Eukaryota; Viridiplantae; Streptophyta; Magnoliopsida; Malpighiales; Euphorbiaceae. Gene Ontology annotation, cellular component: cell wall. Bases 44 to 709 code for a protein of 221 amino acids. The transcript has a single exon. Gene Ontology annotation, molecular function: manganese ion binding. The record is from RefSeq and is a predicted model, not a curated record.
ACUUGCAAAUUUAGGCAUCACUUGCUAGAAAUCUGACAAGAAAAUGUCCUUAAAAUUGAACAUUCUGUUUGUUACUUUCUCCCUCCAGAGCCUGUUGGCAUUGGCCUCAGACCCUGACCCAAUUCAAGAUUUUUGCAUACCAAACCCUAAAGCUGCUGCCAUAAAAAUUGCUAGGUUCACUAUCCUCCCAUGCAAAAAUUCCUCAGAUGCAACCACCGAUGAUUUCGUCUUUUCUGGCAUGAAAGCCGCUGGAAACUUCUCUGAUACAGGCCUUGCAACCAUUCCUGUGAACCCAACAAACUUUCCUGGCCUUAACACACUAGGCAUGUCAUUUGUCCGAGCUGACCUUAAAGUCGGUGCCAUCAAUCCGCCACAUUUUCAUCCUAGGGCAACAGAGAUAACUUAUGUGGUGCAAGGAAGUGUUUAUUCAGGAUUUGUUGAUUCAAGUAAUAGGGUCUUUGCUAGAGUGCUUGAGCAAGGAGAGGCCAUGGUUUUCCCUAGAGGAUUAGUGCACUUCCAAAUGAAUGUUGGUGACAAAGCUGCUACAGUUUUUGGAAGUUUCAAUAGUCAAAACCCAGGAAACCAAAAAAUCCCGAGUGCAAUUUUUGGGUCUGGAAUUGAUAAUAAGCUAUUGGAGAAGGCUUUUGGAUUGAGUUCUAAGCAAAUCGGAAUUAUGAGAAGAAAGUUUGAUCCCAAAACUGUUAAUUAGGUGAAGUUUGGCAUGAAAGAAGUAGAGAAUUUCUGGUCAAUUUGCAACAUUACGGAAUCCUGUUCUUUUGUCUGUCCUAUUAAUGAUUAAAGGUGUUUUUGUUUGUUUUCUACUAGAUAUUAUGGCAUGGCUUUCUUGGUCUCUUAUUUAUAAUUGUAUGUUAUAUUUAUGUCCCCAGAGUAAA